Molecule: messenger RNA, 246 nt
Organism: Trichomonas vaginalis G3
Lineage: Eukaryota; Parabasalia; Trichomonadida; Trichomonadidae
Product: small nuclear ribonucleoprotein G family
Exons: 1
Coding region: 1-246 (81 amino acids)
Biological process (GO): mRNA splicing, via spliceosome
Cellular component (GO): U4 snRNP; precatalytic spliceosome; U5 snRNP
Molecular function (GO): RNA binding
Source: RefSeq, a predicted model, not a curated record
AUGAGUGUCCAAAUGACUCAAGCACAACCUCCAUAUCCUGAAUUAAAAGGGCACUUGCAAAAAAAAGUCAAGAUUAUGUCAAACAAAGACAGGGAAGUUUCUGGUAUUUUAACAGGAUUUGAUCACUUUAUGAAUCUUACAAUCAGAGAUGCACAAAUCAAAACGCCAUACGACAAAGCACCCGUAUUUUGUAACUCGUGUGUUAUCAGAGGAACUAUGAUUUUAUCAGUAGAAACCUUGAAUUGA